Messenger RNA from Striga hermonthica, 1836 nucleotides. The record is from the annotation of a GenBank genome assembly. NCBI's taxonomy places the organism in Eukaryota, Viridiplantae, Streptophyta, Magnoliopsida, Lamiales, Orobanchaceae.
AUGAAUCGUUUAAUUGACACGAUCUUGUGCUGCUUUGUGCUGUUCUUGGCUGGAUUUUCGCGGGUUUCUGGCAAUGCUGAAGGUGACGCGUUGAAUGCACUGAGGAACAACUUGGCCGAUCCUAACAAUGUUCUUCAGAGUUGGGACCCGACCCUUGUCAAUCCAUGCACUUGGUUUCACGUCACGUGCAAUGGCGAAAAUAGUGUUACACGAGUUGAUUUAGGGAAUGCGAAUUUGUCUGGUACACUGGUUUCACAGCUGGGCCUACUCCAACAUUUACAGUACCUGGAACUUUACAGUAACAAUAUAGGUGGAAGAAUUCCACCUGAGCUUGGAAACUUAACAAACUUGGUGAGCUUGGAUCUUUAUCUCAAUAACUUAACUGGUCCAAUCCCCGACACGUUGAGCCGGCUUCAGAGACUACGUUUCUUGAGACUCAACAACAACAGUUUGACUGGAGAAAUCCCUGUAUCCCUGACUAAUGUCAUGACACUUCAAGUCCUUGAUCUCUCAAAUAACCAUCUCACUGGAAGAAUUCCAGUCAAUGGGUCCUUUCAGCUUUUCACGCCUAUAAGUUUUGCCAAUAAUAACUUGGAGCCUCUGCCUGCAUCUCCACCUCCUCCAUUACCACCGACAUCUCCAUCACCUUCUCAAGACAGUGCAACUGGAGCCAUUGCGGGAGGAGUUGCAGCCGGUGCAGCCCUUCUAUUUGCAGCCCCCGCCAUAGCACUUGCCUGGUAUAGAAGAAGAAAGCCACAAGAUCAUUUCUUUGAUGUUCCCGCUGAGGAGGAUCCGGAAGUCCACUUGGGCCAGCUCAAGAGAUUCUCCUUACGUGAGCUCCAAGUGGCGACUGACAACUUCAGCAAUCGUAACAUUCUCGGGAGAGGUGGAUUUGGGAAGGUUUAUAAGGGCCGACUGGCAGACGGGACCCUUGUGGCAGUCAAGAGGCUCAAGGAGGAGCGAACUCAGGGUGGGGAGCUACAGUUCCAGACAGAGGUGGAGAUGAUAAGCAUGGCCGUGCACCGGAAUUUGCUUAGGUUGCGCGGCUUUUGCAUGACUCCAACCGAGCGGCUGCUCGUUUAUCCAUAUAUGGCCAAUGGGAGUGUCGCCUCAUGCUUGAGAGAACGGUCCGAAACACAGCCGCCGCUCGACUGGCCGGUGAGGAAAAGGAUUGCGCUGGGGUCCGCUCGGGGGCUGGGGUACCUUCACGACCACUGUGACCCAAAAAUCAUCCACCGAGACGUGAAGGCGGCCAACAUAUUGCUGGACGAGGACUUUGAGGCGGUUGUGGGUGACUUUGGGCUGGCGAAGCUCAUGGACUAUAAGGACACGCACGUGACCACAGCCGUUCGGGGCACAAUCGGCCACAUUGCCCCCGAGUACCUCUCGACCGGUAAAUCUUCAGAGAAGACGGAUGUUUUUGGGUAUGGGGUCAUGCUUCUCGAGCUCAUCACAGGGCAGAGGGCUUUCGACCUCGCACGCCUUGCGAAUGAUGAUGAUGUCAUGUUGCUGGACUGGGUAAAGGGACUUCUGAAGGAUAAGAAGCUGGAGAUGCUAGUGGAUGCGGAUCUUAAGGGCAACUACAUAGACGAGGAAGUGGAGCAGCUGAUCCAAGUAGCCCUACUCUGCACACAAGGCAAUCCAACCGAGCGGCCCAAAAUGUCGGAGGUUGUGCGCAUGCUCGAAGGGGAUGGGCUGGCCGAGAGGUGGGACGAGUGGCAGAGAGAGGAGGUUUUCCGCCAGGAGUUCAACAACCCGCAUCAGCCCAACACCGACUGGAUUAUUGCCGAUUCCACUUAUAACAUCAGGCCCGACGAGCUGUCCGGGCCCAGAUGA